UCGUUUGUCUUUUGUGCGAGAGAGUUGCGCGAAUGCAAGUUGUAAAAUUAGACCGUGAUUGUUUUGUUACGGGUCUUUCCUAUGUUGAUUUGCUCUCUUCCCAUCCAUCGCAACAGACCCUGGCCUGCAAGUAUUGGUGCAACAAGUUGCAUAGCGUCCUGGCUUGAUGAUGGGAGAAGAACCUGCGACGAGAGAGCCAGAGAUGUCUGACGCUGGCUCAGACGAGGAGUUGGAACUUCCCGCACGGAUGGAGGAGGGGAGUCACAACGGGAGUAUCAGAAAGGGUUGUGAUCCGUGUUCCCAGACCCAGCGCAGUAAGCUGCAGCACCGUAGGGCUCGUAUCAACCAGCAGAUCAACAAGGAGAUGAGGAUGAGGGCUGGGGCUGAAAACCUCUUCAGAGCCACCACUAACAACAAGGUAAAGGAGACUGUGGCUCUAGAGCUGAGCUUUGUCAACUCUAACCUGCAGCUACUGAAGGAAGAGCUAGAGGAACUCAACAGCAAUAUGGAGGUCUACCAGACCGAGAGUGAAGCCAUCAAUGUUCCCAUGAUCCCACUGGGUCUGAAGGAGACCAAGGAAGUGGACCUCACUGUCCCUCUCAAGGACGUUAUCUGUGAGCACUAUGGAGAGGACAGCUCUUUGUUUGAGAAGGAGAUCAAGGAGUUUAUGGGGCUCAGACAGGCCAUGCGUACCCCCAGUCGUAAUGAAGCAGGUUUGGAGCUUCUGAUGGAGUAUUAUAACCAGCUGUACUACCUGGACCAGAGGUUCUUCCCCCCACACAGAACACUAGGAGUCCACUUCCACUGGUAUGACUCUCUAACAGGUGUACCGUCGUGCCAGCGUGCGUUGGCGUUUGAGAAGGGCAGUGUGCUGUUCAACGUGGGGGCUCUCUACACACAGAUAGGAGCCAGACAGGACCGCUCUGCUACAGCUGGCAUAGACCGGGCUAUAGACGCCUUCCAGAGAGCUGCAGGUGCGUUUAACUACCUGAAGGAGAACUUCUCCAACGCUCCCAGUCUGGAUAUGAGUGGCCCGUCACUAUGCAUGCUGGUCCGCCUGAUGAUUGCCCAGGUGCAGGAGUGUGUGUUCGAAAGAGUCACACUCACAACUCCGGACACGCACUUCGUCACCCAGCUACAAGUGGCAAAGGAGGCCGCACGGGUAUCUGAUGUGUAUAGCUUGGUACUCCAGACCAUGUCUCAGACCCUUGUGAAGGACUAUGUCCCGUUCUCCUGGGCCUCCAUGGUUCAAGUGAAAGCAGAACACUUUAGAGCCCUCUCUCACUACAAUGCUGCUGUCGCUCUCUGUGACCACACCCAGUCCAUUGAGGAAGGGGGUGACGAAGAGUCAGCGACGGCUCUGUUCCAGUUCCAUGUCAGUACUCCUGCUGGACCCCCACUCAGUCAGGUGCUCAGAGACCCUGAGGACAGACGCAAACUGGGGAAGGCCCACCUGCGUUGUGCAGUGAUCAGACAUGAGGAGGCUAUGAGAGUACAUGGUCUAUGUAAGAUCCUGAGGAAGAUGGAUAUUCUACAGGAGGUGCUCUCUUUCAUGUACAAACGCUCCCUUGACAAAUACUCUGAGAUGGACCGAGAGGACGACUUUGACGAGACCGCAGAGGCCCCCGAGAUACACUCUCAAACCCAGCACAAACCAGACAUCACACCACCCAACUUCUCCACUGUCCCAGUCACUGACAUCUUCCAAAGGCUGGGUCCCCUGUCAGUGUUCUGUGCGAGGGCACGCUGGGGGCCGGUGCGUGUGGUGAGUCUCCAGCGAGGGGACGGGGGUUUGGGGCUGACUCUUAGAGGAGACUCUCCUGUCCUUGUGGCUGGGGUGGUGCCGGGGGGAUGUGCCCAGGAGGCAGGUUUGAGGGAGGGGGACUAUAUAGUGGCGGUGGAUGGAGAGGACUUUAAGUGGGCUAAACAUGGAGAGGUGGUCCACAUCCUGAAGAGCUGCAGCGACAGAGGCAUACAACUCAGCAUCAUCACACUGCACACACACCAUACACAGGUGGAUAGGAGGCAAGUGAUGCUCUCCCCCAGUGGAGACGAAGCAAACGCUCUGCAACGGACCAUGGGCAGAGCUAAGGGGCAGAGCACCGCCCCUUACUCAACUGGAACAGGAAGAAGAAUGGGAGGAGGCAGAGCCACAAGAGACUGGGCAGCACCUUCAGUCUGCCGUUUGGAAACCUUCGGGACAGUGAGUCCAUGUACUGAGAUGUAUACAGAGGGACUGUGAGUCCAUGUACUGAGAUGUAACAGAGGGACUGUGAGUCCAUGUACUGAGAUGAUACAGAGGGACUGUGAGUCCAUGUACUGAGAUGUAUACAGAGGGACAGUGGAGUCCAUGUACUGAGAUGUAUACAGAGGGACUGUGAGUCCAUGUACUGAGGGCACAACAAACAUGUUAGUCUAUUCCAUACAGUGCACUACCAGCCAAUAGUAGUGCACUAGAGAAUAGGGUGUCAUUUCAGACAGUGCCAUAGAUAGACAAACCACUCAGGGAAUGACAGGUGGACAUGUUACAAUACAAGGAUGUGUUGUAAAUGACUGGAUAUUGAAUGUGUUAUUGCAGCAAGGAGAGGAAGAGGAGGAUCGUAGGAAAGGAUGCUUGGUCCAGAUUACAGCAACUGCAGAGAAAGUUUUAGAAAGCAGGUGACUGCAUGCAUCUGUCGCUGAGGGAGUUAAGACAAUGUAAAUGAUGUCCCAAAAUAGGCUAAAUGUUGGGGCCCAGUGUUAUUGUAGCUUACUAUUUUAGAGAUGGAAGAAGACUUAAUGUCAAACUACAGCCGCUGAUCCAAAGACCACAUGUCUUAAUCAGUGAAAAUAUAGGUGUAUAAACACUGAUCGCCUUUCGUGGAGAAUAAUAAUGCUUCGUAUACUUUCAAUGCAUUUUUUCUGCAAAAGCUGGGUAAAUGCUCCCGUAAAAAAAGGUGCACAAACAGCUUUUACAUUUUUUGCGUUUACCCUCCACUACACCACUGGUCUUAAUGUUAAAAACAUGUUUUACUGUAUCCCAGAGUCCUGCUUUUCCACUCCAGUUCUAACGAGGUCACUCCACUCUCAACAGUAAAAACGAGGACAUCCAUUCAGGACCUGAGUUUAGCCCUCACUUCCUCAAGUUAAAGCAUUGUGCAGCAGAGAAUGUAUAGCUGUAGCCAUAGCACUGCAUUCCAUUCUCCUACCAGUGUUCUAGAGUUGUUGAUGUAAAGUCCUUUGGUUCUGUUUGAUAGUUGAGGACAAAUGACUACCUUCAAAGUAUUUCAAUGGUUAUACACUGAGUGGACAAAACAUUAGAAACACCUGCUUUUUCCAUGAGACUGACCAGGUGAAAGUGAUGAUCAC
Salvelinus sp. IW2-2015 is the source of this 3348-nucleotide messenger RNA. The record is from RefSeq and is a predicted model, not a curated record. Lineage: Eukaryota; Metazoa; Chordata; Actinopteri; Salmoniformes; Salmonidae.